Molecule: messenger RNA, 689 nt
Organism: Juglans regia (Persian walnut)
Lineage: Eukaryota; Viridiplantae; Streptophyta; Magnoliopsida; Fagales; Juglandaceae
Product: probable aldo-keto reductase 1
Exons: 2
Coding region: 277-606 (109 amino acids)
Cellular component (GO): cytoplasm
Source: RefSeq, a predicted model, not a curated record
AGGGUAGAAGUAUGAUGGACGAUCUUCACAAUGGUGGUAGAUGGCUGCGCUGUGAAGCAAAGUCUUACUUGUUUGGUGAAGUCAUUCAUCCUGGGUGGAAGAUAUAAUUCCAAUGGAAAUAUGAACAACAGUAAAUUGUUUCAAACUGUUUAUAAAACCUGAACCACACAUACAACCUUUUUCACUGUUUUCUGAAGAACCCUACUUCACCUUUUCUAUAAGAAAAGUUUCCUCCUGGUACCCAAGUUUAGAGAAUAAGUGGAAAACAAAAAGAGGAUGGCUGAAGAGCAGAGUGUUCAGAUUCCGAGAGUGAAGCUUGGGAGUCAGGGAUUUGAGGUUUCAAAACUGGGGUUUGGCUGUAUGGGGCUUUCCGGAAUCUACAAUGAUCCUGUCCCCGAAGAGGUUGGCAUAUCAAUCAUCAAGUAUGCAUUCACUAAAGGAAUCACAUUCUUUGAUACGGCUGACGUGUAUGGAGCAAAUGCUAAUGAAGUUUUGGUGGGAAAGGUAAAUGCACCUGCAAAUGAUAUUUUACAGGGUUAUUCAUAUUCAAUCUUGCUAGCUCCAAUACAGAUUCCUUUUCUCAUUUAUUUAUGCAACUCUUUGUAGAAACGAUAACCGAUUAAGAAAGCAGGAUAAUGUAUAAGCCUUUUCUCUUUAUGACAAAUAAAAUGGAAAAAGAAAUGAAUGAA